UUGAAAACAAAGGGAGGGACGUGAAUAUUAGCAGAACAGAAUUAGAAUAGAAAGAUAGAAAAGAAAAGCCAGAGCUUACUACCCUAGAUUAGCUCUCCCAAUCAAAACCAAUCAUGGCAAUAGAAGAAGAAGGGAAGCACAAGAACCAAAACCAACAAACAUGGGGUACGUGGGAAGAACUAUUGUUAGCAAGUGCCGUCAAGCGUCAUGGUUUCAAGAACUGGGAUUCUGUUUCUUUAGAAAUUCAAACCAAAACCUCUCUUCCUCUUGUCUUAACCACCCCGGAAAAUUGUCAGCAAAAAUACAACGACCUCAACCAUAGAUUCAACACCAACAACAAGCUCCAUCACCAUACCCGUAAACCACCGGAUUUUCAAGAACAACACAACAACAUUAACACUGCUGACAAUAGUAAUACUACCAAUAAGCAUGUUAACAUUCCCUGGCUUGAAGAACUCCGACAACUCCGUGUAGCGGAGCUGAAACAAGAGGUCCAACGAUACGAUGUUUCCAUCCUUUCUUUGCAAUUGAAGGUGAAGAGAUUGGAGGAAGAGCGGGAGAGAAGCGUUCAAGGAGGAGAUAGCAAUACACAGAAAUCAGAUCUGAAGGAAGAGAGACCGGAGAUCGAGAAGGAACAUGAAUCAGGGAAACCGGUUUCCGUUUCCGGCGAGGAGUCGGACUGGGAGAACCGAUCGGUGAAUGAGUCGAAUUCGACCGGGACGGGAGGGAAGGGUGGAGGAGAAGAUGCGGUGGGGGAAUUGGAGAAGCUGGAGCCGGUUCGGAGCGGGUCGGGCGAACCGGAUCCGGUUAUGAGCGGGUCGAAUAGGAAAGAGAUGGAGGAGGGGGGUGGCGGUGGUGGUGAUGGAGGGGAGGAGUCGUGUGAGGUGGGUGACUCGGUGAAUCAGCUGAGCAGUGAGUCGUUGAGUUCGGGGAGGAAGAGGAAAGGGAGGGAGAGCAAGGAGUUUUCAGUAACAGGCGGUGACGAAACGGUGGUUGUUUGUUCGGUGAAAUCUGAGCCGUUGGUUGGGUUCUUAGAGAUGAUUAGGGCCCACAAAAAUGGUUCUCUAUUUGAAAGCCUGCUUGAAAACCAGGAAAUGGAUGUGUAUAAAGACAUGAUCCGGCAGCAUAUGGACUUGGAAGCAAUACAAACAAAGUUGGAACAAGGUUCCUACUCUUCUUCAAGUCUUUUGUUCUUCCGAGAUCUUUUGCUUCUCUUCAACAAUGCUUUAGUUUUCUUUCCCAAACACUCUGUUCAAUCACUCGCCGCCCAUGAACUCCGAUCCCUAGUGUCAAAUGAAAUGAGAAAAGAAACCCACAGCUCUGAUUCCUCUGUAAUGCCAGAAAAUAUCCCACCUCAACCGAAAAGCGAACUUGAAAGAUCAGAUUCAUUGCUCGCUAAACACAAGUCUUCAAUUCCUGUUAUAGUCUGUCGUAAACGUAGUUCAAUAUCUGUCAAGCCUUCCUCAUCUAGCUUAGGGCAAAAGAUUGAGCAGCAGCAACAACAAAGCAAUGAGAACAAAUCGGUUAAUGAUCUGAAACCGCCUACUGUUGAGCAGGGUUUACUAAAGAAGAAAUCUGACGAGAAGCCUGUAACUGGUGCAAGAAGUACACGGAGAGGCAAGAAGAAUCUUGCGAAAGGUUCCAGUCCUCCAAGCAAGAAGCAAAAUACAAGCCCUGACUCAAAAGCUGUUGUACCCGAUAAGCCUGAAACUCCUAAAAUCGAAAAGAAGAAAGGUGAGGCAUUAACAUUGGAGAAGAAAAAAAGCGCAGUUGAUUUCCUGAAGAGAAUAAAGAAGAAUUCUCCUGCAGAGACACCAAAGAAGAAUAGUAGAGUGGCUAGUAAUGGUGGUGGAGAGCGCAAGAAGGAAGGAAGUGGUGGGAAAGGAGAGACAGGAAAGGAUAGAGUGUUGAGGAAAAGUAGUGAGAAAAAACCGGGAAAGCAGGAGAGUAGUCCCGCUAAGAGGAACGUUGGGAGGCCAUCAAAGAAGGCAGCAGAGGUGAGUAGGGUUUCAGGAAAGCGUGGGAGGGACAUUGGCGGAAAGGAGGCGGCGAAGAAGCCAAGAAAGCGGUCUAGGAGGUAAACAUUGGUAAUAAAUGGCUGCUAUGGCUUCUUCUGUAUAUUAUGUAGUGUAGUGUAGUGUUUGACCACUCGAUCUGUUAGCGGGUAUUUGAUCUUUUAGUCACUGUAACAUUGUAUCAACUCUGAUUCUUUUUAUACUUAGUAUUAGUGGAAUUGAAAAGCAUAAUUUGUUUUUCCA
Molecule: messenger RNA, 2258 nt
Organism: Populus trichocarpa (black cottonwood)
Lineage: Eukaryota; Viridiplantae; Streptophyta; Magnoliopsida; Malpighiales; Salicaceae
Exons: 3
Coding region: 114-2081 (655 amino acids)
Molecular function (GO): protein binding
Source: RefSeq, a predicted model, not a curated record